AGAGGUAGAAAAAAAAGUUUCAAGACCGUGUAUGUAUAUAUGUGUUAAAAAAUUAUAUUUUAGGCAAAUAUGUACUUCGUACAACGUAAAUUUAUACAGUCAGAUUAUAAUGUAUAACUUAAUAUUUAAAUGUGUUUGUGUAUAAUACUAAAGAACUAAAAAAAACAUUUUACAUUAAUAGUAACAAAUUUGAACCUUUUUUAUAAUUUAGAAAAAUAGUUUUUAAUAUUAAAGUGCUUUUUGUGAUUAAGAGCAGCAAGUUCAGCAUAUUCUCGGGCUUUGGUUGUAAGUUCUAAUAGAUUUGAAUUUUAAAUCGUGGCUGAAAAUUUUUGUAAUUCUUCUAAAUAUGAGAUUUAUUUUUAUAUAUUAGAUAUUAUUUUUGACUGGAACCUUUAAGGGUUUCGGUUUGGUUUCAGUUCUCGAAAAUAUAGAAUUUCGGUUUCGGUACUUAAAAAAAACAUAUUAAGUGUUCCGGUCUUGUGAUUUUUAAAAAGUUUCGGUGUUUUUGGUAGGAUAUUUUAAGGUUAACCAUUGUUGAGACUUUUUUAUAUUUUUAUUUCACCAUAAAAUAAACCACUAAGCCCACUUAACUUAUAGCAGAGCAGUAUACAAUAGUAUAGAAUACAAUAUUUUCAAUAUAAUAUAUUAGUUUCUUCAAUACGUACAAAGGUCCAAGAGUUAUAUAUGUAUAUAUAUAUAUUAUAUGUAUCUGUGUUAGGAAACAACCGCUGUUAUCAGUACGUGAUAAUGUUAAGUCAUCUACCAUAGUCGAUUACAAUAGAAUCAUUUGCUUGGGAGAAAACAUUAUUUGUGUGCAUGUUUAUUGUAACAAUUGUGUUUUUAUAUUUUGUUUUUAAUGGUUUAUUUUCUUUUGAUAAUCAUUUGACUGUAUUGCAGGAGUUCACAUAGUUAAAUUUCCCAUUAAUACCUAUUUGUUCAAGCAAGUUUGUUUCCAUAAGUUUAAGCCUAAAUAGAUUUUUGGUACAUAAGUACUAUCAUAGUUUUUGUGUUUCAAUAUUUAAGAUGUGCUGUGUCAAGCUAAAUAUUAUUAAUUUAUAAAUUUUUCAUGAAUACAAAUUAUUUAUCUAUUAUGAUUAAUCUCGUUGGUUAUAAUAUCUGAAUAUAUUUAUAUUGUUGAAAAUCUAUUGGUGUAAGUGUUUUAAAUUUGUUAACCAUAAAUAAUUGUUAUAACAUAUUAUAGGAUAGAAUUUGUAGUAUUAAAAUAUGUUAAUCAGUGUUUAAUAUUAGAAUUAUUAUUUUUUAGAUUAAUCAUGGAAAAUUAUAUGACUAAAUCUGAAGUCCGAUGUGCAACUUUAUUAGAUAAUCUAUUGAACAAAAAAAUUUGUGUGGAUGAAAUUCUAGAGAAAAUUAAAUCGUUUGAACAAUUAGUAAGUUUUUAAGCUUAGGAAUCUAUUAUGAAUAAUAUAUUUUUUAAAACAGUUUCCUAUAGUCUAUUAUUUUAGAUAUUUAAUUUGUGAAUGUCCUAAAUUUGGUAAAAUUAAUUGAAUGCAUUAUGUUUAUAGAUUAUUCGUCCUGGUGUAGGAAAAAUAGAAUUCACUAUUUAUGUAAUUGAUUUUGUUCACAGCAAGACGGCGCAGUAAGUAAAUCAAUGACAUUUAUAUUAAAUUUUGAUUUGAAAUUUUUGUUAUUAUGUACCAAAAUUCCUUUAUCACUGCACAAUUGUGUUACUAAAAUUAUUUCAUUGUUUUGAAUGAAGUUUUAAAACUAAUUAUUUAAAUGAGAAUCCUUAAACAUAAAUUUAUAUACAGGUAAUUUAAUUUUUAUACUGUACGUUACAAUAAAUGAUAGCAAACAAAAAAAUGAUUCUUUGGUGAGUUUAGUUAAAAAUGUGUUGAUAAAGUUAAAUUGGAAUUUUAAUCAAUUUAGAACUACAUUCAAAAUUACAAUAAUUGUAAUUUUCAAUUAAUAAUAAAUUUGAUCAUAUAAUUUGAACUAGAAAUGCUAAAAGAAAAAUAAUGAUGUUACAUUCAACUUUUUUUUACCACUAUGUAUACUUCAUGAUAAAUGUUGUAUCACAUUUUUGUUCAUUUUUACGGAGCUUCACAAAUCUAAUUUAUGAAAAAAUAGUUGAAAAUGUAUAUUAGUUUUGUCAAAAUUUAGAAUUAAAUCACUGAUCAAUAAAAUGAGUUAAAUUUUUACUACCUACCAUUAGAAAAAUGUUAAGCAACCUGAUAUAUAAUUUUUGAGGAUUUAUACCAUCCCAAAAACUCGAAAACUUUAAGUAAUUGUAAAUAACUCAAAAGAUGUCCAAAUAUUUUAAAAAAUAAUACCAGAAAAUGUUUACAAAACACUUGAAGUUGAUGAUUAGAGCAAUAUCUGGUUUACAGGAAAAAAUACACAUAGUAAAACUAACAAUUUUGUUGUUCAGAAUUUAAAAGUUAUACAUUUCUAAUUAUAAUAAUAAACUUAAUGUUGGUAAUUUAGUUAGUGUACAUGAGUAUUUCAAAACAAAGUAAUUAGUUAAAUUUAGUUCUAUUCAAAUUUAUUCAAUAGGCACAUACAUUAUGUAUUUAUUGUAAAAAGUAAUUCAAUUCAAAACUGCUAUAAUAUUUUCAUUUAUAAAUCUAGACAGCAUACAUUGUAAAUUUAUUUAUUAUAUUUAAGAUAUAUGUAUCAAAUAUUUCAGAUUUAUAAACAUAUCAGAUAAAACCGAACCUAUUAUAAACAAUGCAUUUAAUGUACCAGAAGUUGAAUCAUCAAUGGCUGAGAAAAUUGUACCGAAAACAUCUACAUCAAAAAAUAAAUUAUCUAAUCAAGAAAAAAAAACUGUACAAAUACAUACAUUAAGUUCAAAAACCCAAAAUUUUAAACUAAAUAGUAAGUUUUAUCUUUUUAUGAUACAUUGAUUUUAUUUUUAGUUUAAUUCUUAAAUGCUCAUAUAAUAUAUGUUAUUAAUUAUUCAAUAGUUUUAUAUUAUCUUAUCUAUUUCAAAAUAUAUAGUCUUCAAACUGUUGUAUCCUAUAUCCGGUUUAUGCCGGGUUCACCGUCAAUUUUGGUUUCUUCCAUAAAUGAUGACGGAUACUUGUUCAUUUGAGUUCGACUUUUGGGAUUAAUCAAACACUGAACUCAUCUGUUUUGAAAUAAUUACUUAUUGUUUAUUAUUACUUAAAUUUAUUUAAAAAAGACAUUUAAUAAGUUCUACGUAUAACUAUACGGAAUCAUUGUUUUACUCGACUGCCGCAUGACCGCAUGACAUUCGUAUCUCAUGCGCUCGGUGAUGGAAGACAUUACAAAAAAAUUAUAUAUUGCUUACUUAGCUAAAUACAAACAAUGUUUUAAACCAAGUGUUCUCAACAAAACUAUUUACUUGUAAUAUAAAAUAUAUAUAUAUAUAUAUAUAUAUAUAUUUACAAAUUCUUGCACUCAUAUUGUACUUGAUAUUGAAGCUGAUAUAAAAUGUAGGAAAUAAUCUUAAAAAUCAAACAUUUAUAAUUAAUGUAAAAUACUAAAAAAUGUUUCAAUUAUAGAUAUUUAUAAAUGGGUGCAAUUAAAAGACAUUAUUAAAUUAAUGCUUAUAUCAUAACUAAAUAAAUUAAUGAAUAAACAAUUUUAAUUUUGUAUUACUGGGAUAAAGAAGAAUGCCAUUUUAUUUAAAUACUAACAGUGAAUAAAAAAUAACAAUGUUUUUUUUUUUAAUUUUCAGGUACUUCUAUGAACGAACAAAAGAGUUUGGAUAUACUAGGAAGUCUCUAUGCUACGAUUAUCAACUCUAACAUUUUGUGUAAUUUAUUUCAUGAAUUAGGUUAUGUAUUUACACUUCUUUCUAUCAAGAAGCCUGAAACAAAAUCCAAUAAUGACAGUUUUAAUUCCAAUACUAUCUAUUUUAAAUCACCAGAAGAUUGCCAUUAUUUUGCAUCAAAAACCAUACAGCAUUUGUCAUCAAUUUUAAUAUAUUUGGAAAAGCCAAUUAUUAAUCUUAUUUUAAAACGAAAACCGAUUAACUUAUAUGUACCAGAAUUUGCUAAAAUGCUAGAGUGUGCAUAUAACUCUACAGUUAGUAAAUAUGUUUUACCUAAUUAAUAUUAAUAAUUAAUAUAUAUUUACAAAAGUGUAAAGUUUUUUCUUCAUUCCUAGAAUGUAAAUGAUGAUAUUAAAUUUAUAAAUUCAAGUAUAACUAAAGAUAAAGUUAAAUUUGAUGAAGAACAAGAUACCAAAGAUUGUUUUCCAACCCUUAAAAUGUUUCAUGCUUUCAAAUCACAAAGGGAUGCAUUUUAUGAUUUACUUGAAGAUUGGAAACAAAAUCAGCUUCAAUUGAAUCCCAACAAAUUAGCAACUGUUUCAAAAUUGCUUACUGAAAAUAAUGGUGCUAUUAAUAUGACUAAAUUUACCAAAUUAUUUGUUGGUCUAUUGUUAAAUUCUUCAUUUGAAGAUUCAAAGGUAACUGAAAACUUCAAAAAUUUAAAUUUUUUUUACUCAAUAUUAUUGCUAUAAAUUAAUAUUUGUUUGUAAUUAUUUAUAGCUGGAUUAUAAAAAUAAAACAAUUCAAGAUCUAUCUACCUUAAAAUUAGAAUUACUACAUCAGCGAAUUACUAAACGUGACUAUUCAAGUGGUCACAGUUUUGACUCGGCAAAUGAAUUCACUGGGGUGCAAUCAUUCUUCAGAGAAUUCAUUAUUUUAUUCCUUAACAAUGGAAAUUUUUGUAAACAUUUAAUUGAUACUCUUGUACACAGAAUAGAUGUGUUAAAUACAAUGGAAUGGGCUUUAGAUUUAGAAGGUGUGUAUUAUUUUUAUAUUUUAAGUAGAAUAUUAAUUUUUUUUUUAAAUAUAAUUACAGGAACUAUGUAUCAACAAACUUACUUUUUUAAUGUUGAUUCAUUAAGAUUAUUAGCAAAAUUUUUGGCUUUUACCAUUUAUUAUCCAUAUAAAGAUUCCAAUAUAUUGAACCCAUCUUUGAAAGAUUAUCUGUGGGAAGUGCGAUCCAAGGUAUAUUCUAAUGCUAUAUAUUAUAUUAUUAUGUUAACUUUAAAUAUUGUGCAAUGUAUAUAGGUUUUACCACCAUUAAAUUUACUUGAUAAAUUAAAUUUGGCUUCCAAACAAGGACAUAAUGCGAUCAUAUUAACAAUUUCUUGGAUAAUAGAGUAUAUGUAUCAAGUUGAUAUAAUUUCAAUUACAACUCCUUUUUAUCAAAACGUGUUGACUAUGCUUUACUCCAUAUGCAUAAAUAAUUCUAUAACCACAGGUUCUAUACUUAUGUUGAAGUUACAGUUUAAUUGUUUGAUUGAAUACAUCAAUGUGGCACCUCAUAUACUAUUUGAUAAUUCUACAAAUUGUGUUGAUCAAAGUAAUUGGUUGUAAUAAUUAAUUAUUAUUGGUUAAGAUGCUGAAAAUAGUUAUAUUAAAUGUUUCAGGUUUCAUUGGAAAUAUUUUUAAAGACAUUAAAAGCGAUCUAUUGAUAAAUACUAAACAAAUUUAUCACUAUUGUCCACAAUUAAAUACCUAUCGUAAUAUAUUAGAAUGCAAAGUUGACAACAAGAAAUUAAAAUUUAUCUCACCUGUACUGAGCUCUCCCAUUAGGAAAGUAAAACAAAAUCAACUUGUAGAGGUAAGUAUAAAAUCUGGUUAAAGUUUUUAAUUGAAAUUAGUAAAAAUUUUGUUUUAAGUUGGAAUUGGAGUCAAACUUUUUUGAGAACCAUUCUUCUUCAGUGUUAAUAACUGUUGAUUUUGUUGCUAAACGAAUAGCAUCAUCUUGCACUAAAAAGAUCCAAACUAAAGGUAUGGCUGCUGUAAAGAAUCAUUUUAUUGACAUUGUAUGUGUGAAAUUCAAAGAAUAUGUUGACAACCAAAAAGUACGUAAUUAUUUAAUUCUUUUAUUAAACAUUGAUGAUAACCACACAUUAUUUUACUAAAAAAAGAAAUUUUAUAGGUUCUAGAAUUUCAUAUUGAUGGAACUGAUAUAGAAAAGUGUAAUGUUUUUAUGAAUUCAACCAUCCAACAAUAUAUGGAUAAUUUUUCCAAAAUUAAUAUUCCUAAUUCUUUAAAAGAAUUAUUGGACUCUAACAUUAUAAGUCCUAAUUCCUUGCCAUUUUGUAAUGCUGUGACAAUUCGUAAAUUCAAAGAGUUAGUCACAGAAUGGGUUAAAAAUCAUAUAAACAUCAAAAGUAAACAAAUUAAAUUGUUUUUAGUACUGCAUACAAAAUCUGAUUGUUUAAAUAUAUUUUUUUUACAGAUACAUUUGUUAACUAUAUUUCUACAGAAUUGAAACAAAAUCUAAAAAAUGGUGAAAUAAAUGAAGAUGGUAGUAAUCUGCAUAAAUUAUUGAUGUCUUCCCAUGUUGACAAUGAGCCAGAUACAGAUUUGUUCAUUCCUGACAAUAAAUUACUACUGGAUUUAAAUGUAAGUAUUUUCAUUAAUAAUUUGAAAUAAACACUAAUUAACUAUUAACUACUUAUAAGAGUAUUAUGUAAGCUUAUUUUUAAUGCUCUCAAGCUGUUUAUGUAAUUAUAAUAUGUUUCAUAAUUUAGAAUGUUCGGGUCAAAAAUUUAUUACUGCAAAUUAUUUUUUACGUUCUUUUUUUUUAUAGUUCUUAUUACUGUCUCAUUUUUUAUAAAUUAAUUGAAAAUCUGAUUUUAAAUAAUGCAACCAAAUAAAAUGCUUAUUUUAUGUAGAAAAAUUAUUGACUGAUAAACAAGAAGGAAACCAAUUAGUUAUAUGAACACUACUUGGUAAUAACAACAAAUUAAUAUUGUAAUUUGAUUUUUAUAAAAUAUAAAAAUAUGUGUUCAUAUUUUAAUUGUAUUUUAUACUAGAAAAAGUAUAAAAAUAAAAGAUAAUGGACCAGAAGUUGGAUUUCAAGGCAAGAGAAAUAUAUGGUGCAUCUAGUACAUUAUUAAAAAAAUUAAAAACCGAAGACUCUGCGGCCUACCGAAAUAUUCCAAGGAUGAACAGGGCCCAGUUUGAUACAUUGUUACAGAUGAUUGACUGACUAAUUAAGAAGUUAUUUUAUUUUAUGUUCCAAAGCAUUGGAUACUGUUCGUAAAUUUUUAAAAAAUCAAUGUUAUUACAAUUCUACUUCAUCAUAAAUUUUAAAAUUUAAAAUAUAAAAGGAAACUGAAUGAAUUAUCUAUAUCAAUAACAACUUCUUGUCACGUGUAUAUCACACAAACGACUAGCGAGCGAAUUUAAUUGCUGACACAUAGUGUGUAAAAUCGCUCAGUGUAAUCAAGGCUUUACAUUUGUAAUUAAACUUUAAUUGAUAUCUAAAAAAAAAAUACAUUAAAAAAGAGAAUAAACAAAUCAAACUAGAAAAUACUAGAGUUACUAAUGAAAUUAAGAUAAUAAAAUAUAAGGUUGAACAAUUUGAACAACUUAAUCUGGGUGAAAGUAUCCAAAUAACUGGAAUACCCAAGACUGAACAUGAAAAUUGUUCAGAUAUAAUAAAGAAAAUUGGUGAAACAAUUAACAUUGAGUUAAAUGUUACAAAAGCCAGAAGAAUAACCUUAGAGAAAUCUUAACUAAGUAUAAUCAUUGCUAAGUUGGAAAAUAAAGAUGUGAGAAGUAAAUUAAUUUGUAAAUUAAAAAUCAAUAAACUAAAUGCCAAUAUGUUAGCAAAAUAUUGGCCCAAAACCAUAUCAAAAGUUAAAGGAUCCUUUUUGGUCAAGCAAUAUCAGCAGUCAAUGAAAACAAUUACAAAUUCAUAUGGAUAUCCAAUGUUGAAAUUUUAAUAAGGAAAGAUGAAAACUCAAGAAUUUAACAUAUAAAAGCCAAUAGUGACUUAAAAAAAAUAUAUAAAUAUAAAUAUAAAAAUAUAUAUAAAUAAAUAUAUAUAAAAAUUAAAUAAAUAAAUAAAUGAAUCAAUGUGUCACCUAGAGUAUUAUAAGUAAAGAUCAGAUUUAUACACUUGGCGUCACAAAAAUCGCACCUAUUGCAAAUUAUUUUUCAAAGUAAUUUUAACUACACUUAAUCAUAUAUAAGGGUACUGUUAUGAUAUAUCAUUUGAAAGGUGAUGAAAUAAACUUGAAAAAUAAAUAAAUGGUAUGUGUUUUUGUUUAUCAGUGUUUUAAAAAAUAAGUUAAUCGUGGAAGAGGAAAACAAAUUGUAUUGAGGAUAUACAGUUUUACAAACAGAAACAGACAAUAGACUUCAUAUAAAAAUAAAAAACUGUUACUAAAUGUUAUUUAAAAUCUAGUGCUGCUUCCUCUUGCCUUAAUUACUGCUUCCAUACGAUCUUUUGUAGAAGUUAUGAGUCGUACGAUGCAUUCUUGAGAAAUGUUCACCCAUUCCGCAACAACAGCAUAUUGAAGAUCUUGGAGGGUUGAUGGGGCAGGAUCAUGUGACCGCACUCUUCGUUUUAAUUCGUCCCAGAGGUGCUCAAUUGGGUUUAGGUCUGGACUUCUCGCUGGCCAGUUCAUAACAGGGAUCCCAACCUCUUCCGUAUAAUUUUUUACAAUUAAUGCGGUGUGGGAACGAGCAUUGUCGUGCAUUAGUAUAAACCCAUCUCCAACAAAACCCGCAUAUGGUACCACAUGCUCUUCUAAGAUCUCUGUAAUGUAUCGAUCAGAAGUUAGCGAUCCUUGUCCUCAAGCGCCACCAGUUCGGGAAACGCACACAAGCUCGGUCUUGCUAUCAAUGGAAANUAUAGACACACCCUUGUUUCAUCAGAAAAGAGCACAGUCUUCCAUUGGUCAAGCGUCCAAUUAAAAUGUUCACGGGCAAAAUGUAACCGUUCUUUGCGGUGCUGUGCAGUCAGUUUUGGACCGGUAGCAGGUCUGCAGGCCAAAACUUUUUGUUCUCCUAACCUUCUCCUAACCGUAGAGGUGCUUACUGUUGUACUGCGAGCUGCGCGGAGUUGCUGUUGAAGCUCUACAGCAUUGGAAAAUCGAUUGCGCAAAGACGUCGAGACAAUAAAACGAUCAUCUCUGUCCGUUGUGCAGCGUUGUCGGCCUGAUCCAUGUCUCCGGAUAAAGCCACCAGUCUCUUGAUAACGUUGGAAAACUGCAAAACGGCAAAACGGCUCAAGUUUAGUUGCCGUGCAACAUCACAUUGACAACAUCCCUGAUUCCAUUAAUGCUACCACUUGAGCGGCUUCGUUAGCAGUUGUAUCCAUUUAAUACGUUAUUUUUUGAAAUAAUAUUGUUUAAAGAGUAUUUACGUCCUUUUCAAUGUUUAGGAAGUGAAUGACCUGCAUUUGACACUUUAAACUGAUUUUUCUAUAGCCAAAGAAUAUAAGAUAAGAUAGGAGUAUAUUUAUACAUUUUCCUAAUGCACCGUAUACUCGGAAUAUGAUUAUUGUUUAUGAAAUGAAACUACUAUCGGAUAAGAGGUCAUUAACUGUACUUUCAAUUUAUAUCUUUAUUGUUUGGAUUAAAUGUUUUGGUUGGGGAUGAAGAUGUGCGAUUUUUGUGACGCCAAGUGUAUGUUUUUACAUAUCAUUACUGAGCUUAUGCAGUUUAUAAAAGCAAGAAAUGUUCAAUUCUGAGUUAUUAGUUUUGUUUUGCGAGAUUUGAGAGUAUUUUAUAGGUUAAAUAAUAUUUUAACAUUUUGCAUAUUUUAGAAUAUUUUGUAAAUUGUGAGAAAAAAUAUCAAUUUUAACAAUACAAUACCUGGAAAAGUAUAUUUUGAAUAUUGACUAUUUUUUUUUUUUUUUUUUGUAUCAUUUUGAUAAAAAGGUUAGAGAUAUAGUACCUAAAGUUACUAUUCACUAAACAUUGUGGCUAACCAUGUAAAAUGAUUUUUAAGUGUUUAAAAAUUAAAUUACCUAUAUAGUUACAUCUAUAUUAUAUUCCUACUCUUACUUAAGAGCAUUAUUAUUCUAUUUUAAUACGCAAGUGUCACUAAUUAUUUAUUAGUUAUUAUUAUUAUUAUUAAUUGAAAAUUCAUCAUCAGGUAUAACACAGUCAAAAUGUAAAACGGGAUUCCAUAAUACUCCAGGCAACCUAUUGAUUCAUUUGUUAAUUUUAUUUUUAUAUAUUUAUUUAUGAGUAUUAAUCAUUUUUAAUAAUUUUAUUAUUACUUUAUUAUUUUAUUAAUUACAAUUUAUUUAUAUUAUUAUUAUAUUUUUUUUCUCUGGUUCUUAAUUAACUUCAUUACAUAUUUUAUAAAUCUUUUUUAUUUUUUAUAAUCCAACUAUAUUUUAAACAAUAAUAUAUAAUUUAGCAGAGAGACUUCAUCUCUAAUACAGUUAAAAUUAGUAUAAUAACAACAAUAAAUAAUAUAACAGAUAAUGAAACUACGCCUUUGAUAACACUAGAAGAAUCAAUAAACUAAUUAAUAAAACAAAAGAAGCAUUUUAAACUACUUACCUGAACUAGAAUGUCUCAACAAUAUCCUUAACAACAAAAACUACAUUAUAAUCAUGGCAUGCAAUCAUAGUUUAGUCCUAAUCUUAAUUGUAAUUAUAUACCUUUAAAAGGUUAUCAAAUAUUAACUACAAACAACAAAAUUUAUAAGUGAGGGUGUAAUAGUAUUGAUUAAAAAUUGCAUAGAGCAAGUUAACAUUUUAGAUGCAAAUUACAUCCUAACUAUAAUUGACACACGGGAUACAUUUUAUCACAGUCAUGUGUACAGUGGGAUAAGAUUUAGGUUCUGAGCGGACAAGGGAUUUAUUGGUUUUACAAAAAUGUAAUUAUUUUUUUAAUGUGAACACUUUUUCAAACAGAUAGCUUACUGUGAUUUAUAUAAUGUAGAUUCUUUUCCAAAAACAAAUUUUCUAGAUUUGGUUUUUUAAAGAGAUCAUUUUUUGAUUUUCCCUGCAGUUUUCUCAAAAAAAGGAAAAAGUGAGAAAGAAAAAAAACAGGAAAAUUAACAAAAUAUUAUGAUAUAUUUUUUUGUGGACAAUUUUUGUACCAGCAAUUUUGCUCAGAUUUACAGUGAUAGCAUUUUUUCUGAAAGGAAAGGUACUUUAAGGAGGUAAUUUUUCAAAUUUUCCCGACAAAUAUGACUGGGAAGGUACUAUAAAGAGGUCAUUUUUUUGAUUUUCUCACUAGUUUUCACAAUAAAUAGGAAAGCCCCCAUUCUUUCCCAUUUAUGACAUUUAGGACAUGGAAAAACUGUAGAAAAAUGAAAAAAUAAGUACAGUACUAAAUAAAUUUUAUUAAAGAAAAUAUACAGGGUGUCCCACGAAGAUAUACCACUUUAUUAUCUCCAGAGAUAAUAAAGAUAACCAAAUUUUUUUUUUUAUAUCACUCAUAGGGAAAAGGACUACAAAUAUUUAUAUUUGAAUUAUUUUUUUAUCAAAAAAAUUUAAAAAAUAAGUUUAUUUUAUUAUUUUUGGAAAAAUUUAAGAUAGCCAUUCUGUAAAGAUUAUUUUUCUGAAAAUUAUCUUACAUUUUUCCGAAAAUAAUAAAAUAAAAUAAAUUUAAAUAUAAAUAUUUGUAGCUCUGUACCCUGUGAUUUACAUAAAAAAAAACAGCAUUUGAUUAUCUUUAUUAUCUCUAAAGAUAUUCAAGAGGUACAUCUUCAUGGGACAACCUGUAUAAUACUUAUUUAAUUAUUUUAUCAUAAUAUAACAUAUAUAUUGUUGACAAAGCAAAAUUAUCAACUGAACUCUUCUCAGAAUCAUUUUUCCUUAGCAAUGAUUUAUCGUUGCUUACAGAUAUACAUUAAAUUUCCAUUCUACUACCUCCUAACUUCUCACCUACAACAGUGGCUGCACCCAUAGGGAAGUAUAUAUCAGUCUUUAUUUUAUUAUACAUACUUUUAAAGACACAAAAUAAUAAUAAACCUUUUGUGUUUUAAUAUAUAUUAAUUAUAAUUAUUAAUAAAUUCUUGUCUCAUUGGAACUUUUAAAAUAAUAAACUUACAAAUUUGUAAACAACUACUAAUUAUAUCUAUUAUGUAUAAUUGAUUUAGAAACUAUUUUUAUUUUAUUUUUUUUUUUUUAUGGUAUUUUAUAACUAUUAUGUAAUUUGUAAUGUAACUGUCAAUUGUCAAUUCUUGUAUCUAUUUACUGUAUUUUGUUUUUGGUUAAUAAAUUAUCAUUUUGUAUAUUUUAUACAUUUUAAACAUUUUUGCAUAGCUAGCAUUUUUCUUUAUACAUACUUUUGUUUUUAGUUAUUAUUUUCAUCUAAACAAAUAAAAUAAUUAGUCAAAUAACAUUUUAUAAUUUUGUAUAAAAAAAAAGUCAAUGAAAAAUGAACAAUUCAAUACUUUCAUUAUUAUUUAUAUACAUUUAUUUUGACCAUACUUAAAUUGAAAAGAAUUAUAAGGGUGUGAAAAUUGUAUCAUAAUAUUAUGGUUUAAACAAUUAUUAUUAUGUUUCCUUCCUCCCCCAAUUUAAACACUUAUUUUAAUUAUAAUUAUCUAUAAUAACAGAUUUUGUCAGUGUCAUGUGAAUGGUGCUAUAAUUUUAAAUUCAAAUUAACUUAUAUUUUAUAUUUCAGAUAUUAAGCUUGAAAAUUAUUGAAGCGGAUGAAUACAAGCUAACCCCUAAUGAUUUAUUUGAAUAUGCUGAAAUAUUCAAGAUUAUUUUAGAAAACAAAAAUAAAAUGAAUUCCUCUUUAUACAGAUUUAUAAUUGUGAGACUAAUUGAUAAUGUUUUACUUACAAGUAUGUCAAUAUUUCGCAUAAUGCUUAAUACUGUUAUGUAUUAUGUAUUAUUUAAUAAUACAUAAUAUUUUGUCGUAAAUUCAUAAACUAAAAUAUUUGUAUUUCAGCAUUUCACAAACCAAUGCUCAUUAAUUCAAAUGUGAUGAAAGCUUAUCAUCCUUACCUAAAUGAAAUGUUGCAUAAAGUUUCACUAAUAAUAUGUGAACGCAAUAUAUAUAUACUUUCGGAAAAGUGUUAUUCAGAAAAAAUCAUUAUAAGCGAAAAAAUUACAGCUUGGAUACAAUACUUUAUAGAAAAUGAUUUCCUUACAAUGGAUGAAUUAACAAAUCAAAUUAUGGCAAUUCUAAAAUUAUCAUGGCCUGAGGUAUUUUUAUUUAUACUAGAAAAGUAUAAAUGUCUUAGGCUCUUUUAUAUGUAGGCUACCUACUGUAAAAUGUUACCUACCAAUGAAUGUUAUCUGUUAUGUUGUAUGCUACCUACUAAUACUUAAUAAUACUGCAAAUACUACUACAUACACUUAAAAUAUUGUAACUGAUAAAAUAUUUAUCUACAUGAUUUUGUCAUUAUUUUUUAUUUUUCUUUGAUAGAGUAUUUUUUUUUUUUUAAUUUUCCCUUUUUUUAAAUACCAAUUUAAUAUUAUUGCCACUUGAUAAAUUAAUACUGAUAACCAUAAAUAUAAUUUAUUACUAUUUCUUUACUUAUACAUGAAAUUAAUAUUAAAAUAUAUACGGUUUUUAUUAGUAAUUUACUGGUAGGUACAGUGCUCGAAUUGGGGCAGAGUUCCUAUACUAUUUGUUUGAUGUGGAACACAUGAACCGAUACAUAUUUUACAUUUUCAUUAAAAUUUGAACUUUGAGCACUUAUAAAAACUUAUUCCUUAUAUUGAUAACCUCUCCUAUGCUGAUUUUUUUAAGUUUUUUUAGUCACUCUUCUUUUAUUUUUCCAAUUCAAGCAUUGGGUUGGUAGUAUAACAUAGAGAUAUUGUUAAUUGGUAGCACACAAAAAGAGUGCUAAGUUUUUAUUCAAAUAUGAAAUUGAUAAAUUGUAUACCUAAUAUAUAUUUUUUAAAUAUUAGGACACUUUAAAAUGUUUGUCUAUUUGCUUCAAAGAUCUAAAUGAUGUAUGUUCCAAGAAGUUUGAUGAUACAAAAGUUCAAGAAUUAUUUAUGUGGUUAACAAAUUUCAUGGAUGUUAUUGAGGAUUAUGAUACAGAAUUUUGAAGGACCAAAGUACAGAAAAAAUACCUUGUACUUACUAUAUGUUUUAAUUGAUUUAUACACUUAUAUGUAAUUUUUAAAAUUUUUUUUAAAAAGACUGAUUUUAAUAAUAUCAGUUUUAAUUUGUUUAAUAAUUAAAAUUUAUGAGUUUGAUCUCUUGUACAAUAAUAUACUAAACAUUUGUAUUAUUAUUACAAAUUAUACUGUCUUAUUUAUAUACAAUAAAGAAACACAAUUUUAAUUUAUUUGUAUUAAAUUUUCAUUAGUAAUCUACUAAACUAUGUUGAAUAUUAUACUUGUAUUAAUUUAUUAAUUUGGAUUAAACAAUCUUAAAGGA
This is a messenger RNA of Cinara cedri, 14058 nucleotides long. The record is from the annotation of a GenBank genome assembly. Lineage: Eukaryota; Metazoa; Arthropoda; Insecta; Hemiptera; Aphididae.